AUGUCGAGUUCAUUUUUUACCCAAAUUAACAUUCUUCCGCUUGAACCUGAAGAAAAAACAAGGCUUCGCCAAUAUUUUACACAUCACGAUGAAACUAAAGUAAACCAAAUUCUUUUCUCUAUCUAUGAUAGAAAAGAGAAAGUUGAAUAUUUAAAGACUUUCUUAUCAUCUGCAUUUCUGCUAUAUCAGCAAUGCUUUGAAUUUCUAACAUUACACUACCUUUUAAUCCCUACUGGUAGAGAAGGAGAAAAAAGAAGAGACCCGAAAGCAAG
Cetraspora pellucida is the source of this 272-nucleotide messenger RNA. NCBI's taxonomy places the organism in Eukaryota, Fungi, Glomeromycota, Glomeromycetes, Diversisporales, Gigasporaceae. The record is from the annotation of a GenBank genome assembly.